Ostreococcus lucimarinus CCE9901 is the source of this 1575-nucleotide messenger RNA. RefSeq lists its product with no specific name. Gene Ontology annotation, molecular function: protein binding. Gene Ontology annotation, cellular component: nuclear pore. Gene Ontology annotation, biological process: nucleocytoplasmic transport. Lineage: Eukaryota; Viridiplantae; Chlorophyta; Mamiellophyceae; Mamiellales; Bathycoccaceae. Bases 11 to 1519 code for a protein of 502 amino acids. The transcript has a single exon. The record is from RefSeq and is a predicted model, not a curated record.
CCUCUUCGCCAUGCCCGCGCUCGAAGAGGUCGACUGCGAGUUCAUCGGCCCCGGCGGCGCGCGCGUCGAACGCGCCCUCGGCGACGUCGUGCGAUGUCCCGUCGCCGUUCGCGGCGCGUGCGCGACGAGCGACGCGCACCCGCGCGACGCCUCGCGUCAACAGUCUGAUUCAGCGAAACCGUCGCUCGCGCGCGCGGUCCGCGACGCCGCGCUCUCGAACGGCGCGCUCACGGAGAUCACCCGCGCGCUGUCGCAGUCGACGCGCGACGGCGCGGCGCCGAAAGCCGCGCUGGCGUGGCACCCGACGAAGGAAAUCUUGGCGACGACGGAUGACGGCGGUCGGUGCGCGACGCGCGACGCGGCGAUGGAUGAUAAAGGCGCGGUGCGGGCGCGGAAACGCGCGAGCGACGACGAGAGCGAGUGCGAGGACGAGGUGACGACGCUGCGGCAUCGCGCGCACGGACGGUGCGCGGCGAUGGCGUGGCGGCCGAGACGGGGACGAGCGCUCGCGCUCGCGGGCGCGUCGGGCGUGUGCGUUUGGACGCGAGAGCGACGCGCGACGCGCGCGUCGAGCGCGGUUGCGAGCGAAACAGGAGCGCUAAGCCCGGUCGAUGCGGCGAAAGUGCGAGCGUUGGCGCAGCGCGGGACGAGCGGGAAGACGAGCGGGUACCGUUGGAGGCUUACGAUUUACAACGAGCGCGGAGCGCACGAGGCGGGGCCGACGGCGCCGCCGGGCGGGAUAUGCGCGUCGGAGUGCGUAGCGUGGAGCCCAGAUGGACUUUUACUCGUGGCGUGCUCGCGAAGGUGUCGCGUGAUUCAUUGCUGGGACGUGAGCGCGGGGACGUACACGCCUUUGGGCGGCGGCGGCGCGGGCAUCUCCAGAGUCGCCUUCAGCGCGUGCGGAGGUUACCUUCUCGCCGCGCACGUGGGCGAGGGCUUUAGCGUUUGGCAGUGCGACACGAUGACGUGUAGAAAGUGGAGCACGAACGGGCGCGAGGUGACCGCGACGGCCUGGGGCAACGUGCAAGGGAAGCAGGGAGACGCUCCGGUGGCGUUGAUAGCCACGCGCGGUUCGGCGAAGCUCUCCGCCGUGCAUCUUUCGCCCAGGGAUUGCGUGAACGAGAUUGCGGCUCACGUGUUACCCUUAGAACUCCCGGACAUCGUCGGCGGCGACGCCUCGCGAUCUGGGACGAGCGAGCACGACGUCGCGGACAUGGUUUGGGACGCGUCGAGCUCGCGCCUCGCGCUCGCGUUGCGCGGCGGCGACAGAGACGGUGUCGUCGCCCUCUACGCCACGCGCACGACAAACAUCGUCAGCAGCAGUCUGAUCGGAUACUUCGACACCGCGGAUGACGAUACCGGCGCGCGCGUACCGGCGCAAGCGGUUAAAAUUUCCACCCCGCUCGCCGUCGCCGCCGGCAGACUCCGCGCGACGCUCGCCGUCGCCUUCGCCAACGGCGACGUCGCCCUCGUCCCGCUCACCUUCGCCGACCCGUCCCUCGCGAGCGCGGCGUCUUAGUUUUUUAGCGGCGAGACACGAGCGCGAUCGCUCGCGCGAUCGAUUGUGAUACCGAC